Brettanomyces bruxellensis is the source of this 564-nucleotide messenger RNA. RefSeq lists its product as uncharacterized. Bases 1 to 564 code for a protein of 187 amino acids. The record is from RefSeq and is a predicted model, not a curated record. Gene Ontology annotation, biological process: energy reserve metabolic process. The transcript has a single exon. NCBI's taxonomy places the organism in Eukaryota, Fungi, Ascomycota, Pichiomycetes, Pichiales, Pichiaceae.
AUGGGGGGAAGAAGAAGAAGACAACAGAUGGAGGAGGAAAUUUACGCCGAGCCAGUUCACUUUGACCAUCUUGAGUCAGCUCCUCGUGUUAGAAAUGCAAAGGAGAAGACGUUUGACAGCUUGGAUGACUUUGAGAGAUAUAUUAAGAUUGAGGCUGGUGAUAACGAAUUCGACCAGUUGGAUCUCCAUGUCAGGUAUUUACCUCCAUUCAUUGUCCGUCAGACCCAUGGGCAGGAGGACAAGAUCAAACCUCAAAUGAAUUCCUUGAACAAGAAGUUCAGAAGACAUUUGAAACAUCAUCUAAAGAGACACUUGUUGCCAGAGAUUAGUAUGAUGUCCGGCGUCGAUUAUGACUUUAAGGAAGCCUCUGCUGGCUUCUCGCAGAACCUUUACGGAACUACUUCGUCCUACAAGUGGCAAUUUAUGGACGACGGAAACCAUGGCUUUAACGAGUCCGAAUAUUCCAGAAGAAAGCACUGGAAGGUUCAGGUCGAUGUCGAAUCCGACUCUAAUGGCCCUUACAUUAAUGUCGACUUCAAGGCAGCAGCUCUCGACAGCGAGUAA